Crotalus tigris (Tiger rattlesnake) is the source of this 2214-nucleotide messenger RNA. It is a transcript of the gene KIF18B, whose product is annotated as kinesin family member 18B. Gene Ontology annotation, biological process: microtubule-based movement. The record is from RefSeq and is a predicted model, not a curated record. Gene Ontology annotation, molecular function: microtubule binding; microtubule motor activity; ATP binding. NCBI's taxonomy places the organism in Eukaryota, Metazoa, Chordata, Lepidosauria, Squamata, Viperidae.
AUGGAGGAUGAAGAGAAAGAUAGCCAAGGAGCCAGGGCAAAUCUUGAGCAUUCUCUAAUAAUGAUGCUCAUACCACCCUCUGAAGGAGGCAAUGUGACAGUUGUGGUCCGAGUGCGCCCACAGAUUCCAAUGGAGCAAGAAGGAAACCGCCAAAGUACAGUGCAGGUGCUGAGUGACAACAUGCUGGUGUUUGACCCUAAAAAAAUCAAACCUGCUGGGCUCCAAAUUCAUGAGUCUGUCUCCCAGAAGAAAGGCAAGAAUUUGAAGUUUAUUUUUGACCCGGUUUUUGGAGAAAUGGCUACCCAAGCAGAAGUUUUUGAGAAUACAACUAAAGAGAUCCUGAAUGGUGUGCUGAGUGGCCACAAUUGCUCUGUAUUUGCAUAUGGUGCAACAGGAGCUGGUAAAACAUAUACCAUGCUGGGAUCAGAAAAGGAACCUGGUAUCAUGUACCUCACUAUGAAAGAGCUGUAUAAGAAAAUAGAGGUUAAAAAGGAAGAGAAACUCUGUGAGGUGUUCAUCUCCUAUCAAGAGGUAUAUAAUGAGCAGAUUUAUGACCUUUUGGAACCAAAGGGUCCACUAGCUAUCUGGGAAGAUCCAGAGAAAGGUAUCUUGGUGCAAGGUCUUUCAGUUCAUAAGCCAAAAUCUGCUAUGCAGGUUCUAGAGAUGCUAAAGCAAGGAAAUCUGAACCGUACACAGCACCCCACAGACAUGAAUGCCACUUCUUCACGAUCUCAUGCAAUUUUUCAGAUCUGUGUGAAGCAGCAAAAUCUUGUGGCGUGCAUAGAUCAGGAUCAGCUAGUGGCAAAGAGCCUGGUUGAUUUGGCUGGCUCUGAACGUGCCUCUGCUGCCAAUACCAAAGGAGAACGAUUCCGUGUGGGUGCCAACAUCAACCAAUCCCUACUGGCUCUCAUUAAUGUUAUUAAUGGGCUGGCAGAUGCCAAGAGUAAAAAAGCCCACAUUCCAUACCGGGACAGCAAGCUAACGCACCUCCUAAAAGAUUCUGUUGGUGGAAACUGUUGGACAAUUAUGAUUGCAGCUAUUAGCCCUUCAAUACUUUCCUAUGAGGACACAUGCAACACACUCAAGUAUGCAAACCGGGCUAAAGAAAUCAAAGUUUUAAUAAAACCUAAUGUGGUGAGACUAAACCACUCUAGCAGCAUAUAUGCAGCUAUUUGUGAGCAACUAAAGAUAGAGGUGGCAGACUUAAGAGGGAGGCUCCGAGCUUAUGAAGAAAAAAUGCCAGAGCUUAAAUUCUUCCCUGCUUUGGCUCCUUGUACUUCUGAGCAGAUGGAGCUCUUCAGGUCAGAAGAGAUUAUUUUGGAUAAUGGAGUGUUGCAAAAAACUGAUUCCACAGAAAUGGGAUCCUCCCAGUUUUUGAAACAAAAUUGCUCAAGAAAAAGCCACACGAAGGAGGAUGCAGAAAGAAAAUUUGAGUGCUGCUGCCCAAAGUUUUCAAAUCCAAUUAAACAUCAGGAAAAAGUGGAAACUCACUUGCAGGGCAUGGACAAGAAACAAUUGAAGAGACUUGUAAUAGCUGUUCUGCUAGUAGCCCAAAGACAGUACAGUUGGUUGAAAAUCACCAACCUACUUACUCCUGAAAUGAUAGCACAGUUUGAAGAGUUGACUUCCAUACUUCAUCAAGAGUCCCAUGGAGCCCUGAACAUUUCAGUUUUGGAUGGACAUGAUGAAGAACCGGAUGUGCAACAAUUUAUAAAUUGCAAUGAUUCUUUGGCUGUCCUCCCUGCGUCUCUUACUGCAACCAAUCAUGCCAGUCCUAAGGUCAAUCCUGGAAUACAACCUGUUGAACCAGAAGCUGAGCUGUUUCCACAUGCUGACUUGAAGACCCUCCACCACUCAACACAGAAGAGGAAGGCAUCGCAGUCUGAAAAAAGCAUUUCAUCUAGCCAAAGGGAGUGUGCAAAGCGCUGUCGGAAGGCUUGCCUCUCAUCCCAGAAAGUGGAUUCUCUGAAAGAAUGGUCUGAUUUUGCCCCAGUAGACUAUACCAGCACACCUCUUGGAGUGAAAGCAAAAUCUCUCAGACCAGUUGAUCAUCAUACUCCAUUAUAUUGCCCAUCAACAGUUACUAAGAGUCGCAUGCCCCUAGCUCCCCCAACCAUUCAGAAAUAGCAAUAUUAUCUGGCUUUUAGCCUUGACGAUGUUGGGAGUUCCCAACGAAAGCUUGGUGGUUUUAGUAAAGUAUUGUUUAUACUUAAA